CUGUAUAUGUUUUUUUCUUUUAUUUUUUUUUGCCUUAAAAUAAUUUUUGUUGUUUUGUUUCAACUUUCACUGAACUCGUGUUUGUUUUCUCUUUUAAAAAAUGACUGUAAAACUGUAUCAUUUUCCAUUUAGCGGCCCUUCUCGUGGUGCAUUGCUUGCUGCUAGAUCAAUUGGCGUGCCUAUAGAAAUAGAGAUAGUGGACUUAUUCAAAAAAGAACAACUCAAGGAAAGUUUUAUAAAGUUGAAUCCUCAACAUUGCAUACCAACGUUGGACGACGACGGUUUUGUUCUCUGGGAAAGCCGAGCGAUUGCGAGCUACUUAGCUGAUAAGUUUGGCAAGGAUGACCUUCUUUAUCCUAAAGAUUUAAAACGGCGCGCCCUUGUAAACCAGAGACUGUAUUUUGAUAGCUCUUCUCUUUACGUGAAAAUAAGAGCGAUUUGUUUCCCAAUACUUUUUCAUGGAGAAACGGAGAUAAAACCAAACCUGAAAGAUGACCUCAAUUCAACCCUUGCUUUUCUUGAGCAGUUUUUGAGUGAAAGCAAAUGGGUAGCUGGUGAUAAUGUCACCAUUGCAGACACAUCUAUCUAUGCAUCUUUGUCUAGCAUACUUGCUGUAGGAUGGGACAUUUCAAAGUUCUUGAAUAUCACCCGUUGGGUCAAACAAUGUGAAUCUCUACCUGGUUAUGCUGAGAAUGAAGAAGGAGCUAAGGCAUUUGGAGAAGCUGUCAAGAAGAACCUUAAACAGUAAAAGCCAUUAUUACAAAUAUAACAUUUGUUGUAUAUUUUUCAAUUAAAUCUUAUGAUAAAAACAUUAUUAUGUUAACACUGUUUUAUCUGCAAAACUUCAUCACUAACUGUUGUUCAUUUCUAACUUUUCUCCUUAUAAUUAUCUCAGAAGUAAACCCUAGUGCUGCCAUGAUUGCAGCUACUUCAUCUGGAAUGUUUUCUUCGAUCAGCAAAAGAUAAAAUGUGCCGUUGCGUGCUAGCUUCUUUGGUAUCAUAUCCAGUAGUUUAUCGGUCACCUCUCGACCUUUCACUCCUCCUGCCCAACUUGCAGUGAUAUCUUUGCCACCACACUCGUCACUUUCGGUCACCACAUAUGGUGGAUUAAACAAUAUAACAUCAAACAUGUGAUCAGUGAAAGAAUCAACCAGAUUCAUAUUCACAGAGUCCAAGAUCACCUUAUUAUGAUUGGCUGUACUUC
Molecule: messenger RNA, 1204 nt
Organism: Ostrinia furnacalis (Asian corn borer)
Lineage: Eukaryota; Metazoa; Arthropoda; Insecta; Lepidoptera; Crambidae
Product: glutathione S-transferase 1
Exons: 3
Coding region: 101-748 (215 amino acids)
Biological process (GO): glutathione metabolic process
Molecular function (GO): glutathione transferase activity
Source: RefSeq, a predicted model, not a curated record